Molecule: messenger RNA, 666 nt
Organism: Oikopleura dioica
Lineage: Eukaryota; Metazoa; Chordata; Appendicularia; Copelata; Oikopleuridae
Source: the annotation of a GenBank genome assembly
AUGAUUGCCCAAAAAAAAUUUCUGUUUCUUCUGAUUUAUUCAUUAGCUUUUUUCGUUCUGAUAAGCCAGAGAGGUUUUUUCCAAGAAAAAAGAACAAACGACUCUAAAGAUGAAACGAACCUGAAAUUUUUUAUCAACAACGGAUCCUACAUCCCUCAAAUAACGAACAUUCUUCCCUACAAAAUUCUCUACUCCCCGAAAAAACAGCUCGAAGAUAUCGACAUUAUUUUCGGCAUAAAAACAGUUUCAACGAAGCGUCAACGACGAGAUGUCAUACGAAGAUCUUUCGGAAACGCGAAUUUAUACAAGCAUAAAUACAGAGUCAAGUUUGUCUUUCUCCUCGGUCAAAGAGAAAGGGAUGAAAAUCUGGAAAUUCUUGAAGAGCUACAACUCCACGAUGAUAUUUUGUAUGGCGAGUUCAAGGAAAACUACUGGAACUUGACAGUCAAGGAGCAAAUGUUCUUCUCUUGGACGAAGCAAAACGCACCAAAUGUCAAAUUUGUCUAUCGCGGCGAUGAUGACACUUUUCUGAAUCCGCUUAAAAUAUUGGAGUUUUUCGACGAAAAAUGGGACCUCGCUGACGAUGAGGCGGCAAUGUGGGGAAUGAAAUUUGGCAGUGGAUAUGACUCAACGAUUACGAAACAAGAGUUCAGAGACAAAAUUUAA